AUGUCUCCUCCCGGAGCAUCAUCGUCACAUCUGAGCUAUCUGGAGCAGGCCGUCUCGCUCCUCUAUACCGUGGCCGCUUAUAUGCGUUUGCCAGCUUUAGCCUCCACGGGUGUCGCCGCCGUCCUAACUACCCUAUUAUACUUCAAGCAAAAAGCCCUGAUCUACCCGUCUCACAUGCCCCAGAAUGCUCGAACUAAUGUACCUCGACCUUCGCAAUUUGGUAUCAAGGAUUUCGAGGAAUUGGUAAUACCUACUAACGAUGGCGAGAAACUGUCGGCGUUUUAUAUACGCGGCCCAAAAGGCGGCCGUCAUUCCAAAUGUACUAUUUUAAUGUUCCAUGGCAAUGCUGGCAACAUCGGACAUCGAUUGCCCAUAGCCCGCAUGCUCAUCAACUACAUCGGCUGUAAUGUCUUUAUGCUGGAGUAUCGGGGUUAUGGCUUGUCAACCGGAGAGCCGGAUGAGAAAGGAAUUACCAUCGACGCCCAGACCGCCUUAGACUAUCUACGAAAUCGAGCCGAAACAAGCACCCAUAAGCUUGUUAUUUACGGGCAGAGUUUAGGAGGCGCCGUCAGUAUCAAAUUGGUAGCGAAAAACCAACAUGCGGGAGACAUAGUUGGCUUGAUAUUGGAGAACACAUUUCUCUCCAUGCGAUCGUUGAUUCCAUCCGUUAUACCGCCGGCGAAGUAUUUGACCAUGCUGUGUCACCAAGUCUGGCCAAGCGAGUCCAUUCUGCCGUCCAUAACAGAAGUUCCUAUCUUAUUUUUAAGUGGUCUCCAAGACGAGAUCGUCCCACCGUCCCACAUGAGGAAGCUAUACGAAUUAGCUACUACACCCACCAAGAUAUGGAAGCCGUUGCCGGGUGGUGACCAUAAUUCCAGCGUAUUAGAGGAGGGAUACUUCGAGGCUAUAUCGGAUUUCGUGUCCAACAACGCCGGUGAGGCGAAAUCAUAA
Messenger RNA from Daldinia caldariorum, 951 nucleotides. RefSeq names its product alpha/beta-hydrolase. Gene Ontology annotation, cellular component: membrane. NCBI's taxonomy places the organism in Eukaryota, Fungi, Ascomycota, Sordariomycetes, Xylariales, Hypoxylaceae. Gene Ontology annotation, molecular function: palmitoyl-(protein) hydrolase activity. The coding region runs from base 1 to 951 and encodes 316 amino acids. The record is from RefSeq and is a predicted model, not a curated record. The transcript is spliced from 4 exons.